AUGGUUUCCAGCGAGUCACGGCCUCAGCCGCCUUUCCCAGUCAGACACAGUGCUCAGUGCAACAUCCUGCUACCACUGCUUACAGACCCUGUUCUUCUGCAGGGCCGCGAGCUGCGCGCCCGCGCGCCGCCCGCCGACCUGGAGCCGGUGUUCCCCGCCACGGCGCCCGGCUUCCGCGACCAGCCGCAGCCGCAGCCGCAGCCGCAGCCGCAGGCGGCGCUCUCGCGCGGCCUCAGCCUGGACUCUCCCGCGGCCCGCCGCCGCGCUCAGCGCCGCCCCUCGCAGGCCUCCGCCACCGGUGCCGCCCCCGCCACUGCCACCGCUACACCGCCCACGCCGCGCAAGGCGCCCACCAGCCCCGCCCGCACCCCACCCACGCCGCGGAAGGUGCGCGCCCGCCACCAGUACGACAAGUCACCGCCGCACACUCCCAAGAAGUCAGCCCCCAAGAAAGCGCCGGCUACGCCGCGAGUUGGCUCCCCAUCGCCGUCGGCGGGCAGUGGGCGGCGGCGGCCCACGUCUGCCUCUCCCCACAGGCAGCAGACAGAGCAGCAGCAGCAGCAGCAGGCCAAGGGCGCCAGGCCGGCCGACACGCAGCUCCAGGACGCCGAGGAGUCCGCCGCCAACCACCAGUCGCCGCCGCCACCGCCGCCGCAGCCGCAACAACUCCUCGCUGUACCCGACAGCGAACGCAAAGCGAAAGUAGACUCUCGUGGGCAUAGUGACGAGAAGCCAGCGCAGCCGACGCCUGGAGCCGCUGCGCAGACUGCCAGCCUGCCGCCGCUGCCACCGCCAGCUCCAGCUCCAGCUCCAGAGAGCAAGUCUUCCAGCGGCUGCAUCGGCGGCACCACGGACCGCCGGCUCACCAAACUGCGGCCGGAGCCCGAGGCGGCCGAGAGGCGCCGCCUGCGGCCAGCCGCCCCCGGGGAAGUCUACCGAGCCUUCCACGUCCUCGAGAAGCCCGAGAAGACGGUCACCUUCGAGAUGGAUGUACGGCCGCCCACGAGGGGCCGCAGUGUGUCACGCAGCGGCCGCGGCAGCCGCUGCUCCGACGAGCGUGGCAGCUGCUCGCUGGACCGCGCGCUGUCGCCAGGCUACCGGAUGCACGUGCUCAAUGUGGACGACAACGGCAACAGCGCCCCACACCGUCAGCCAGACAUCUCCCCAACCGACACUGAAGGCACCGCAGCCGCUCCAAGGCCUACCUCGCCCACUGCACGCCGUGCUUCAUCACCACUACCUCUUCCACGACGUCGUGGUAGUCACAUAAGACGUGACAAUGCUAGACAUGCAUUUAUUGUCCUAGAUAAUGAUAAUGGCAACAAUGAUAAUGGUAACAACAGUAACUUAAAUAAUAACAACAACACAACCAGAAGUGGAAUGCUUGAUGUUCCUAGGGGACGAGGAGGGUGGGUACCCUCCUGGUAUAAUGCUCCAACUUCUAUUUAAGAAAUAAUCGUAUAGUAUAUGUAGCUCUCUCCUCAUUUGUGAGAUGAAUAUCAUCAUAAAAAAUUGUGGAUGUUGAAGUAAAUCAGUAUUAUUUAAACUGUUUCUAUGUUAAACACAAUUCUCUAAUGGAAAGUUACAAAAGAAAUGUAAAUUAUUAUCACACAGAAGUAAAAAGUCACAGAUACAGUUUAACCUGUAGUUCUGAUUUAUCAUUGUGGUGUAUAAAUUCUAUGAAAAAUGGAUAUAAUAUAUGAAUGAGAAACAAUGUGGUGCUGACAGUCACGUAGGUGUUAAAAUAGAGUUUUUGACAAUUGAAGGGUUGUACAUAUAAAAUGUAUCUCAUACUUAUAAAAUCUAUAUGAGAAAAGACACAUUGGUGAAAUGUAAAUCUUCAGUAUGGUACUGUUUGCUACUGAGAUUUUGUUGUCUGAGAUAUUAUUCAUUUAAUUUUUAUGUAAUUUCCGUUUUUUUAGUACCACACUGGAUAAUUUAAAUUAUUUUAUCAAGAUAUUACAGUUCUGAUACCCCACUCAGUAGUACUGAAUACAAAGGAAAUAAUUUAACUUUUUAUAGCACUUAUUUUAAGGAUUUUCAUACUGAUUCCAUACGAUUUUCAGCCAUUUCUCUAAUGUAUAUGACCUACAGCACUUGAAGCUUCCACAAUUAAUUUCAGAUCAAAGCAGAACACGUUAUCACAAAACUACUGGUGACCAAGUUUGGGCUGUGUGUUCUCUCACCACUAAAAAAACUGAUUCAGGUUUUUCUUCAGUGAGAAAACAGAUAAGCAUUAUGACCAAAGCACUGAGAUGAAAAAUGUGCCACAGUCAUCAAAUUUAGUAAUGUGAUUUAAUGAUUGCAUUUGUCUUUUAUUACAAUUUAUUAUUUUGAUAAGGCAAAAAGUUUCAUAGCAGGCAGUGACAAAAUUACACAACAACUUAUUAGACAGUAAUUCUUGCAUUAUAUAAGUAUUAUAAUUUCUAUAUGAAUUACAUUUCAUAUUGAUGUUGGGGGACCAAGAAGCUUGUGAAAAGUAAAGAUGUGUGUCAUAUAUUACAGGGAUAUUUUCAAAUUCAUGCCUUCCACUAACAUAUCGGUAUGAAGUGCUAUUAUAAUUUCGUAUUGAAAAAUAGACCAUUAGAGAUGUAAUGAGUAAAAAUGUUAUUUGCAUAUCACCCAAAAGUAGGGUCUAACAUGAAGACAUGAUUCCCCUCUUUCAUGAAAGCUGUUGAAUUGUAAAUCAAAUAGAAAGAAAACUCUAAUUAUCUGGGGAAUGACCAUUAGCUAUUUCUAAUAAACUAGAAAAGUACCAUAUUAACGUUCUGCAGAUGGAACAGCAGACAAGCAAAAAUUUCUUGGACUUCACUAUUAGUCUACAUCUCUCUUAAAGCAUUGUCUAAAUACUUAGUAGCUUCACAAGUCAAUGCCAUUACACCAACAAGAAUUACAAUACCGCAAUGCUUUUAAAAAUGGAUCAGCUAGCAGCUACACUUUAUAGAGCUGUUUGAAGUACUCAUCCUAAAUCAAUUAUAAUAUGACCCUUUUGCAGAACAUUUGAAGGAUUUAAUGAGUAAUCAAGAAAAAGUCAAAAUGUGUGUCAAAUGUGCCCAUUUAUAUAGAACUGCCUACCAACAGACAUAAAGACUGGCAGUAGUGGGCCUAUAACAGAUGAUAAAUAUCCAGCUUUUCUUAGCUGAAAUUCCUUUUGUUCACAUCUAUUAUGGAUAAAAGGAAGGUGUGAAAGAGAUGGCAAAAAGAAGUUAUAGUACUGAGUAUGUUAUUUAGAAAUAUAUGUUAUGAAAGAAACAGUGCAUUUCUCAUUUAUUACCAACAUCCUACCAAUAAACGUUUGUGAUUUCCCAUAUGUUAUGUAACAGCUCUCACACCAGUUGUCUUAAAAGUAGAAGGAUAAUCUACAAAUCUAUGGCAAAAGUAUCAGUAUUUUUUAGAAGGAGUGAAAUGAGUACAUAUAAACUGCAUUUACAGAUCCAAGAGUGCAUAAAAGAUUCCAAAGAAACAAUGACUAUAGUAAAUUAAAAUGCAAAGCACUAUGUUUAUCAUUCAAACAAACAAAAAUUUACAGGCUGAAGAUUAUACUAUGAAACAUACUGUAAGAACUUAAUGUGUGCAAGAGCUUUGAUGCAUUCUCCUAUAUAACAUUUGCUGUACUUUCUGUGUAAUCAUAAUUUCAUAUAAUGUAAAUUCCUUAAAAUGAUAUUGUGAGUAAGCUAUUGCCACAUUUGAUGUCAUACCACUUGAAAUAAUGAAUGAAUAAUAAAAAACUCUAUAUCACAUUUAAAAUUCAAAUAUGAAGGGCUGCUGUUUAUUGAAACAUAUUACAACCUAAUACUCGUACAAACUCUGAUAACUAAACUCAGUGUAAGAAACCAAAACACAAUUUCAUCAGGCUGUCAAUUUUCCCUAUAUGACGAAUCAUAUUCACACCUAUUCAAAAAGUGCAUAACGUUGUCUUCUUGUACUUUUUUGAAUGUAUUACCCUUUAUCAUUUUUCUGACUUAUGUGAAACAAUUUUAAGACAUCUUUCUUCAUUGCAAUACCAAUUAGAUUUUUUAUAUCAUUUUAGCUCUUUAAAAGCCAUGAAAAAAUAAAUUCUCCAGAAUUUUUUUUUUAAUUAUCAGAGCUCCAGAGAAAUGAGUAAAUAAUGUAUGGUCUUCAGUCAGUCAUAAAGUUCAAAAAUCUCAUGUACAUAGCUAUGGAAAAUACCUGAAACAUCUCAUUAGUUUCUCGACAGUAUGGUCCUGUGUGGCCUGUUCAUAGUUUCCAAUCUUUCUUGUUCUUUGACAUGGAACAUUUGAUUUGAGAUUGUGGAACCUUGAGAAAAUAUUCUGAAUAUUUUUAAUGAAUCAUUAUUUAUAUAGGAGAAAAUAAAAUCACAGUACUGUACUCAUGUCCCGAACUGAUCCUUCCAUGUACAAAACAUCUUGCCACUUAUUCCUGUGGAACUUCUUGGACUGUGGUUACCAUAUGCUACACUCAUAAAUUUAAGUCUCCUUAUUGUUAUUGCAGGGAAUCUGAGCAAGCAAAUUGUCCAACGUAAAAGCUCAAAAUAAUUUUCGUACUGUCUAUGAAAGUCAAUGUUUGUGCAGAAGUAUUCAGACUAAGUCUAUUUUGCCAAAACCAUCAAAAGAAAAAGUAUUUUUAUUUAAAUGUUUCUGACAUCAGUAGUAUACAUUCUUGUGCUGUAGCAAGUGUCAGGACACAUGGAACUACAAGUGUUCAAUCAGUCUGGAAAAAUACAAAAUUCUUAUUUGUAUUUCAUUUUUAAAUCACUUCCAUUGCUAAUGCAGCAUACGGCCAUUAAUUAUCCAGUGUUCAUAAUGUAAUAUGGUAAGAAUUAAUUCUAAUGUUUACAAUUUCUGCCUAGAUUAAAACAUAUUAGCUGUCAAACUGCAAAAUAAUAAUGAUAGAUUUGUCCCAUUUACUGCAGGUGCCUAGUUUGUGUGGUGAGAAAGUGAAUGCUAUGUUACUUGGAAGAAACUCUAAAAUAAUAUCAUCAAAUUUCUCUAUUUCAUGAACUUUAAUAAGAAAAUAAAAUAAAAGAAUAUUUUAAUUAAAGUUCAUAACAUUUUGUAAUCUAUGAUGUUAGUGCCUUUAAUUUACCCCACAGUGUGUUA
Messenger RNA from Schistocerca cancellata (South American locust), 5081 nucleotides. RefSeq lists its product as uncharacterized. Lineage: Eukaryota; Metazoa; Arthropoda; Insecta; Orthoptera; Acrididae. The transcript is spliced from 6 exons. The record is from RefSeq and is a predicted model, not a curated record. The coding region runs from base 1 to 1449 and encodes 482 amino acids.